AUGGCGCUUUCCAAUAAUGCGAAUAAUACUAUUGCUUCGAAAAGUAAGAAGACAAAAAAGAAAAAGAAACCAGAUCCACCUUUGUUGAUGAAGAAACGGGAGAAACCUCCGUCUCCGUCUUCUCUCAAUAUUGAUGAUACUACGAAUAACGUGGUGCAAAAACGCGCGAAAGAAGAAAACAAAGAUUUGGGAGGCGUUUUUUUAGGGGAAAUGAAUGAAGAUGAGGCGAAGAAAGAAAGACAACACGCGGUCGUUCUCGUUUUGGGCGAUUUCGGGCACUCGCCGAGGAUGCAAAAUCACGCGAGUUCCUUACUGAACAAAGGAUACGAAGUCACCGCGAUCGCGUACAAGAAUGGAUCGAUGAUGAAGGAAACGUUGAGAGAAAAUGAUGGAUUUCGGUUCGUAGGUAUCUCUCGAUUAAACUUUUUACGAGUGAAGAAGACUAAGAUGCCAUUCGUGCCAUCGAUCGUAUAUUUCGCGCUGAGAGUCCUCUUGCAGUUUUUACAAGUGCUCUUGUGUUUGUUCUUUGAAACUGGGAAAGUGAAAGUGACAAAUGUGCUGGUGCAAAAUCCACCGUGUUUGCCGACGUUUCUCGCGUGCGCGGUGGCGAAACGGGUGAUGGGAGGAAAGUUUACUAUUGAUUGGCACAAUCUCGGGUACUCGAUUUUCAGCAUGCAAAGGAAACGAGGAGGGAAAGAUGUGUUGGUGAGAGUUAUGAAGGCGUACGAGAAGUACUCUUUGAGGUAUUUCGAUCAUCAUUUGACGGUGACGGAGAAGAUGAAGGAUUUUUUAAUUCGCGAGUGGAGCGUGGACGCGAGACACAUUUCCGUGGUGAAGGACGCGCCGGGGGAGCAAUUUUUACGAUUAAACACCAACGCCACGAGAGAAAAGAAAAAAGGAUUCCGGAAAAAGACGAGCGAUGUUGUGAAUGUUGUCUCGAGCACCUCAUGGACGCCGGACGAAGACUUUGACGUUUUGUUACACGCGGCGGUGUUGUACGACGAGAAGGCGAAAGAAGCGAGCGGAACGGCGACGAAGAAAAAGAAGAAGACGAAACAACGACUGCCGCAUUUGAACAUUUUGAUCACAGGCAGAGGAGAUUUGCGAGAAUCGUUUGAGACGAGAGCGAAAGAGGCGAAAUUGAAACACGUCAGUUUUUCGUACGCGUGGUUACCUAUCCACGAGUACCCGGAACGCUUGUCCAUGUCCGACGUAGGUUUGUGCUUGCACCAAAGCUCUUCGAAACUCGAUUUGCCGAUGAAAAUCGUAGACAUGUUUGGCGUGGGUAUUCCAGUUUUAGCGAGAAGAUACGAGUGUUUGCGGGACGAAUUAGUUCAGGAAGGUGUGAAUGGAUUGACAUUCGAUACGAGCGAAGAGUUGUGCGACGCGUUGAUAUCUUUGUUGGAAGGUUGGGACGGGAACGAGAACGAUAUUCUCUUCUUCUUCUUCUUCUUCUUCUUCUUCUUCUACCACCGCGAAAGGGAGAAGAAAAGUACCCGCCACGCGUCCUCCUCCGCCUCUUACGAAGAAGAAGUAUCAAUUAGAAGAUAG
This is a messenger RNA of Bathycoccus prasinos, 1551 nucleotides long. Its product is annotated as chitobiosyldiphosphodolichol beta-mannosyltransferase. Gene Ontology annotation, cellular component: endoplasmic reticulum. The transcript is spliced from 2 exons. Lineage: Eukaryota; Viridiplantae; Chlorophyta; Mamiellophyceae; Mamiellales; Bathycoccaceae. Gene Ontology annotation, molecular function: mannosyltransferase activity. Bases 1 to 1551 code for a protein of 516 amino acids. The record is from RefSeq and is a predicted model, not a curated record.